CGGGGCGGGGGCCGCCGGGCGGGGGAAUAUACAAAGUGAAGCCACAUUGCCAAACUUGCAGCAGCGAUUGCAGCAGUUGCUGCCGCUGCGCCGCUCCUGAAGCCGCGCCGCGCGGGCCAAGGGCUCCUGCAGCUGCUCGCGCGGAGCCCGGAGGCGGAGGAGAACGACGAGGACCGAGACUGACACUUCUGCUCCCCGCCGCCUGCCACUUACGCGGGGCCCCCCAACCCAGCCUCAGAGCAGCGCGUUUAAAAAAAAGAAAAAAAAAAGAAAGAAAAAAAAAAGCAGCCCUUAGCCCCCUCCUCCCCUUUCCUGCUUCUGCGAGAACAUCCCCCCCUCCCUCCAGCUCCGCCAGCCAAGGCGCCCCUUCCUUGGAAGCCGAGCGGCUUCGCUCGCAUUUCGCCGCCGCCGCCUCUCGCAAUAUUGCAAUAUAGGGGAAAAGCAGAGAAAACACUCAUUGAUCUUCAAAACGAAAUGAGAUUUGGAACAAUAAUGGGAGAUGGCGGUCACCACAAUGGCAUGUGAAAGACCAUGGUGAAUCCGGGCAGCAGCUCACAGCCGCCCCCGGUGACGGCCGGCUCCCUCUCCUGGAAGCGGUGCGCAGGCUGCGGGGGCAAGAUUGCGGACCGCUUUCUGCUCUAUGCCAUGGACAGCUACUGGCACAGCCGGUGCCUCAAGUGCUCCUGCUGCCAGGCACAGCUGGGCGACAUCGGCACGUCCUGUUACACCAAGAGCGGCAUGAUCCUUUGCAGAAACGACUACAUUAGGUUAUUUGGGAAUAGCGGUGCUUGCAGCGCUUGUGGACAGUCUAUUCCUGCGAGUGAACUCGUCAUGAGGGCCCAAGGCAAUGUGUAUCAUCUGAAGUGUUUCACAUGCUCUACCUGCCGGAAUCGCCUGGUCCCGGGAGAUCGGUUUCACUACAUCAACGGCAGUUUAUUUUGUGAACAUGAUAGACCUACAGCUCUCAUCAAUGGCCAUUUGAAUUCACUUCAGAGCAAUCCACUACUGCCAGACCAGAAGGUCUGCUAAAAGGUCAGAGUAAUGCAGAAUGCGUGCCUUCAUCUCGGAUCUUGUUCAUCACAGGUGGAUCCCAUGUGUCUUCAGUAGACAAGUCACCUUUGUAGCUAGCACCAGUGCCAGCUCCAUGCCAUUGCACCUUCUUUAGUCUUGAUUGCCCUUCCCGCAUUUAUUGGUGUAUUAAAAUGACUGAAUAUGAACAUUAAGGACUCCAUGAACCUGGGCUAAUGGGAGACUGUAGAGAAAAUGAAAAAAGAUCCACCGGAGGACAUCUUUUGGGGGGGAGGGAGCUUGGGAGGAGGGAAAUGACUAAUGAAGCUAAUUAAAAGAAGCAUUCAAAUCUGCUUUCUACCCUCAUUAACAAUUAGCAGGGCACUGGCCAGAGUUUGUACCCUGUGUUUUACCUUAACAACAUUCUAUUUGCUCUUUGUAUAUUUAAGUGUUGUAAGGAAGUGUGUUUCAAUCAAAACUGAACAUGAGAUAAAGGAAAGAGAUGUGGCUUUUGUGAUAUUCUAUCACAAACACUUUUAUUGUAUCUCUGUAAAAUACAAUGUAUGUAUGCAUGUAAGUGUUUUCGUCCUAAUAUUGCUACUCCCAUGGCAAAGAAAAAAAAAAAGAAUGAAAAAAAAGAGAAAAAAAUUGGAAAAAAAAAAUCCAGGCUCAUAGCAGCUGCUGUGUAGAAAUCCCCCCCCCACCCACUUCUAAUUUGCUGAAUGAAGAAAAGAAUCUUUUAUUUGUGAUAUUUUCAGAGACAUUUGCUCUAGUAUGGUGUAUUUAAAUAAUAAAAACUUAAAAGAAAAAAUA
Hippopotamus amphibius kiboko is the source of this 1821-nucleotide messenger RNA. It is a transcript of the gene LMO4, whose product is annotated as LIM domain only 4. Bases 532 to 1029 code for a protein of 165 amino acids. Lineage: Eukaryota; Metazoa; Chordata; Mammalia; Artiodactyla; Hippopotamidae. The record is from RefSeq and is a predicted model, not a curated record. The transcript is spliced from 6 exons.